AUGAAGCUGGAUAUGGCCAUGGGCUGCCUGCCGGUGCUGAUAGCUAUGGUGCUGACCCGGACGGAAGCAAUUCCUGGCCCCAAUCCCCUCGGGGUCUUCCCCGAUGCAGGGGGCUGCCACUUGGCCCAGUUCCAGUCUCUGUCCCCGCAAGAGCUGCAGGCCUUCAAGAAGGCCAAGGACACCUUUGAAGAGUCACUCUCCCUGAAGGCUUGGAGCUGCCGCCCCCGCCUCUUCCCCAGGACCUGGGACCUACAGCAGCUGCAGGUGUGGGAGCGCCCCGUGGCCCUGGAGGCCGAGGUGGCCUUGACCCUAAAGGUCCUGGAGACCAUGGCUGACAGGUCCCUGGGGAGCAUCCUGGACCAGCCCCUUCACACGCUGCGCCACAUCCAGUCUGAGCUCCAGGCCUGUGUGGAAGCUCAGCCCCCAGCAGGGCCCCGGCCCCGAGGCCGCCUCCACCACUGGCUGCACCGGCUUCACGAGGCCCCAAAGAAGGAGCCCCUCGGCUGCCUGGAAACCUCUGUCAUGUUCAACCUCUUUCGCCUCCUUACCCGGGACCUGAAAUGCGUGGCCAGUGGAGACCUGUGUGUGUGA
This is a messenger RNA of Enhydra lutris kenyoni (northern sea otter), 591 nucleotides long. RefSeq names its product interferon lambda-3-like. The record is from RefSeq and is a predicted model, not a curated record. The coding region runs from base 1 to 591 and encodes 196 amino acids. The transcript has 6 exons. Gene Ontology annotation, molecular function: cytokine activity. Lineage: Eukaryota; Metazoa; Chordata; Mammalia; Carnivora; Mustelidae. Gene Ontology annotation, biological process: innate immune response; defense response to virus; positive regulation of immune response.